GCUAGCACCUCAAUCCUCUUUCCUAAUCUUCCGAUAUAUAAAUCUCUAAACCUCUCUUCCCACACCCCCCCUUCUCCGCUACCCCCGUCUCCUCCUCCUCCUCUCCUGCAUGCCUCACCGACUCCCCCAAGAAACUGGAAAGGAGGGGAGAAAGAGGCCGGCAAUGAGGCUUGGAAUCCAAGAAGACAAGGAGAUGGAGAUGCUACUCGAUGAGAUCACCCAUGCAACAUCGCCUCAUUCCCAUCAUGAUGAUGAUGAUGAUGAUGCUGCUCGCGCCGGCAAUGACGAUGACCAUCAGAUACAACAUGUGCAUCCGAUUCAUGACAUGCAUGGUUCGGCCGCCAAUGCAUGCCCAUCACCAUCCCGGGCGCCUCUCGAUGGGCACGGACAUGGUGGGUAUGGUCAUGGCGCGGAUCAUGCAUGUAUGUCCCCGCCGCCCCUCGUGUCGGAGGGGUCGUCGUCGUCGUCGAGCUCGCUCUCGGGCACAUUAUCCCCCGCCGGCGACAACGGCGCCCGGCGAUCCUCCGCCGGCGAGGACUGGAUGAUGGAAGAGCUCGGCUUGCUCGGCCGGCUGCGCUCCAUGAGUAUCGGGGACGAUCGGGGAGCACCGCUCGGGCUCGCGCCCAAGCCGAAGCCGGAGCCAGCGCUGGCACCCGCGCCCGCGAACAACGCGAUGAGCCCUUUAUUCUUCCGGACCGAUUAUGGCAGCGAUUUGGUGCCGGGGAGUGCCCUGGAUGAUGCCUAUGGGGCGCGUCGGCGCUCUGUUCUUCCAAACUAUCUGUUGUUUGAUGUGGAUGAAAGGUUGUAUGGGUCUGGAGUGCAUCAGCAUUGCUCGGUGGAUGCUAAUCGAUACGAGUCGUGGAUCGCGGCCCACCGAUUGGAUUCUCCGGCGUCGUAUUCCAUUGGUCUCUGUACGGCACCGGAGAAUUUUUUUUGCAGAGAGGAAGCAAUUGGUGCUGAUGGUGCUUUGGGUGCAAACUCUUAUUACGGGGGAUCCCGGGGUUUGGGCUUUCCCUCAUCCUUUUUGCAGUCACCACAGUACGGGGUGGCUCUCGGCCAGGAUCUGAAUGCAUGGAAUUCCUUGAGCCCCCAUCAUCUCGUGCUUCCUAAGCAAGGCCAUAGCUUGCCUUAUAGUUGGGGGCCUCGGUCGCCAUUUUUGGCGAGAAAUCUGAGGAAUGUUGAGGCUUUUGGAUCUGAGAACAAUUUGAUUAUGCAGGGGAAGGGGCUUCAUUAUGUCGGGAACCAAUGUCAUUGUCUUCUGGAGGAGAGGAAAAGGCUGCAGCCUGAUGACCGGAUGUACUUGAGAGGAAUCCGGGUUGCAAAUGUGGAUAGUGUGCCCGAUGUUCACCGCCCUGAGCUUGGUCGCUCUCCGAGUUCGCCUUUAAAAUAUGAUUACUUGAUGGGCAUUGAAGGGUACAUAUACUCCAUUGCGAAGGACCAGCACGGAUGUCGGUACUUGCAGCAUAAGUUUGAUGAGGGGAGGCAUCAGGUGGAUGCCAUAUUUAAUGGGAUCAUCGAUCAUGUGGUGGAGCUCAUGGUGGAUCCUUUCGGAAAUUAUCUCAUGCAGAAGCUUCUGGAUGUAUGUAGCGAGGAACAAAUGACGAGAAUCAUCAUCAUGCUGACAGAAAAUGCAGGGCAACUCGUCAGAAUCUCUCUAAACAUACAUGGGACGAGGGCUGUACAGAAGCUGAUAGAGGCUCUAAAAACCAGGCGGCAAAUUGCUCUGGUUAUUUCAGCAUUGCGACCAGGGUUUUUGGAUCUCAUCAAGGACCUAAAUGGCAAUCAUGUGGUACAACGGUGCCUGCAAUGUUUUACAGUUGACGAUAAUAAGUUUAUUUUUGAUGCUGCUACAAAGCAUUGUGUUGAUAUUGCAACCCAUCAGCAUGGAUGCUGUGUCUUGCAACGAUGCAUAUCUCAUUCUACAGGAGAACAUUGGAUGAAAUUGGUUGCAGAAAUCUCUGCUAAUGGACUCAAACUAGCUCAAGAUGAUUUUGGAAAUUAUGUUGUUCAAUACAUCCUCGACCUGAAAAGUCCAUUAGUGAUUGCAAAUUUGGUAUCACAGUUUCAAGGAAAUUAUGUACAGCUGUCAAUGCAAAAAUUCAGCAGCCACGUGGUGGAAAAAUGCCUCAAGGUGUUCGGUGAAGAUGAUCGGACAACUAUCAUAUUUGAAUUGCUUUCAGUGUCUCAAUUUGAGCAGUUACUGCAACACCCUUUUGCCAAUUAUGUCAUUCAAUCUGCUCUUCAAAAUACCAAGGGUUCUGUUCACACUGAACUGGUCGAAGCCAUUCGUCCUCAUGCAGCAAUUCUUCGUACCAGCCCAUACUGCAAGCGGAUCUUCUCUCGAGCUCUCCAAAAGAAGUGAUGUACAUUCUUGAUUUGCAAGAUUGCAUGUUGUAGUCCAUAUUUACAGGCAGUCAAUGCUGGAACUACUGAAUCUAGACUUCCAACUUUAACUGAAGUGCAAUGGGUUGCGAAGAGAUCAAACAAAUCAUGAUGUAGAGUUGUAAAAAUAAGCAAUUUUGCUUGUGAAAUGCUUAACUAUGUAUCUGUUGUAAUAUUCUGCUGUCUUGAUCGUCCAGGCUAAAGUCAUCACUCAUCACCCACAGUACAUGUGACUGUACAGUGUAAAGGAAGUACCUUUUUUUUUGGCUUCAUUUUGCUCGGAUAAUUGAAGCGUGGAUGUUAUGAAUAGAUGGAUUUUUGUGAAA
Molecule: messenger RNA, 2708 nt
Organism: Elaeis guineensis (African oil palm)
Lineage: Eukaryota; Viridiplantae; Streptophyta; Magnoliopsida; Arecales; Arecaceae
Biological process (GO): post-transcriptional regulation of gene expression
Cellular component (GO): cytoplasm
Molecular function (GO): mRNA binding
Source: RefSeq, a predicted model, not a curated record